GGGUGAAGCGUUGUUGAACUUCGUUUGUCGACAUUAGCUAUGGCGGAUGGCAGUCAGCUGCGGAUAAUACUUUGACAUUUGAAGUUGCUCGAUAUUUGUUUGCUACUGUGUAUGUAAUGAUAGCGAAAAAUGUGUGGGGAGUCGGCCCGCGAAUUCUUUCAGAAAUGGCGGAUGUGGAUAAGACCUGUCGUAGUGGUUAUAUAUGUUAUUGUAAUAGUUGUAGUACUACCAGUACUUGUUGUAAAUGCUAUGAACAAUGGUUUCACGAAGGAAGACCAAGGGACACUCGUUGGAGGAGUCUUUGCAUUAAUGGCCUUACCCAUCUCGAUAUGGGAAAUCAUUCAGCAUAUGGUAUUUUACACAAAACCGCAUCUACAGAAGCACAUUAUCAGGAUACUAUGGAUGGUUCCAAUAUAUGCACUGAAUGCGUGGAUAGGUCUUCUCUGUCCACAGCAAUCAAUUUAUUAUGAUAGUCUCAGAGAAUGUUAUGAAGCAUAUGUUAUAUACAAUUUUAUGACAUAUCUUUUAAAUUAUCUGAAUGCUGAGAUGGAUCUGGAGGCCAAUUUAGAACUGAAGCCGCAAGUGCACCACAUCUUCCCCCUGUGCUGUCUUGGUCCGUGGGAAAUGGGAUGGGAGUUCAUUCACAUGUGUAAACAUGGAAUCUUACAGUAUACUGUGGUACGGCCUUUAACAACAUUCAUCUCUUUUAUUUGUGAGCUGAAUGGUGUAUACAACGAGGGUGAAUUUCGAGCGGAUGCUGCAUUUCCCUACAUGAUAGCUAUCAACAACUUUUCACAGUUCAUUGCUAUGUACUGUUUGGUGCUAUUCUACCGUGCUAACCGAGAGGAGCUUAACCCUAUGCAUCCUAUUGGAAAGUUCCUGUGCAUUAAAGCUGUAGUGUUUUUCUCAUUCUUCCAAGGAGUGAUUAUAGCAAUACUUGUGUACACUGGAGUUAUAUCAUCUGUAUUUGAUGCUUCAGAUCAUGAUACCAUUAAGGACAUCUCAUCAAAAUUGCAGGAUUUCCUGAUCUGUAUUGAAAUGUUCUUGGCUGCCAUUGCACAUCAUUAUUGCUUCUCAUACAAGGAUUAUGUCAAUCCUAACUCUGAACAGCUGUCAUGCUGCACAGCUUUCCUUGCAAUGUGGGAUGUAUCUGAUGUUCGGCGAGACAUAAAAGAACAUCUAGAGGUAGUAGGAAGUUCACUCAGUCGACGUAUAAGAGGGCGUGGUGCAUACCGGUAUGCUGCAGGCAGUGCGUCGGAAAGUUCGCGCUUGUUGGUUCCAGCACCUGAGGCUUCACCAGCUGCCGACACCAGUAGGAGUGCUCCUGCACGCCUGAUUGAACAACGCACAAGCUAUGAGAGUAUUUCAUCUCCAGAUGCUACCUCUCCUAAACAAAGUGCUCAGCCUGUGGAUGAACAAGAUCCACUUAUUGAUUUUAGUCCAGAUGAAGCACAGCCUGCUUCGAAGUUCCCUCAGUCCUAGUCAUCAGAUUUCACUUUCCAGAGAGAGGGAAGUGUAGUGAAAAAAGACAUUUAAGUAAGAAUUCAGAAAUUAUACAUAGAAGAGCAGGAUAUAUAAUGGUAAUUUUUAAUUUAAUUGAGUUCAUUGCUGAAUUUUUUAUUGCAUGUGCUCAACUUUUAGAUGGGUCUUGUUUAAUAUGCAAUUUCUUUAUUCUAUACUAAACAAAAUAACUCUGCCAAGUAGUGGAGCUAAAUAAAGAAGUUCCUGUAAGAAAUAGACACUCCUGAUACAUUUUGCACUAUUGCCAUUGUUAAUCGUCUUGAAUGGCAUAAUACACAAAAUGCAAAUACUUGUUACGUGAUUGAGCAUUAACCAUUGUAUUCAUCUGCUGAUUGCAAUUUGUUUGCAAUAUGACUGAUGUAUAGUACAUAUUUAGCCAUCGUCACCCAAGCCAGUCAGUAAUGUUAUGAAAUCCAAUGAUUUUGCAAUGAUGAAAAAGUCAAAAUAUGCCAACAAAGUCAGUUCUCUUUAUUAAUGAUGACGCAACAUUCAUACAGUUUUAUGUACAAUUUACUGCAGUUUCUUUUCUAAUAAUUAAUCUGUCAUUAUCCAUGAGCAAUAUGACAGUAGAAACUCUGUGCUGAGGAAUAGGAACCUGUAAUAGACACUAAAUCGAGGAGGAAAAUAAUACCAUCCAAAGCACUUAGAAGUUUGGAUAGCUCUGGGAAAUAUAGUUUGUAUUUUCACUCAUCGUCAGUAACAAAUUUAGAUGAAAUAUAAUUGAUGUCACACACAAAAUUGAUCAGUGGCAGUAAGAAGUGCCACUGUUGGUUGUUAUGAAAACAGUAAGUCACUGAGACAUGUUGUAAUGGAGCUGAGUAAGUGGCAUACUGCUUGAGAACAAAGGGCAGGCACAUAAGCUGCUCCAUUGCAGCAACAUUAAGAGGAUGAAACAAGUGACAAGUGAGUCAAACUAAUAGUUUCCAUAUACAUGUUCACUAGUUUCUUGGAUCACAUCCUUUCCAUUAUUGUUGCAGACCGGUAUGUCAGUAGCAGGAUCAGGAGGUAGCACUGGUGUGUGUGUGUGUGUGUGUGUGUGUGUGUGUGUGUGUGUGUGUGUGUGUGUAAGCAAGCUCGUGCACCAUCAAAUGCUGCACUUGCUGUAGAGGUAGACGUGAAUGGUAGAGUGAUGUCAGCACUAGGGAGCGGGAGAUACAUCUGGAGAAUAAAAGAAGAAUAUCGUGGUAGACACACAGCUCAAAUAGGCGCAGAAAGAGAGAUGAGUGAGGGUCGGUUGGAGACUUUUCAGUUCUCAGUAAAAGGUAAUUUUUUCUACUCACUGUCACCCUGCCAACCUCACUACUUGGCAUCAGACUUUCCACUAAACAGUUAUUUUUAAGGUAUUUUAUAGAAUUGACAUAAUAAUUGAUAUUUAAUGUCCAUCAUCGGGCAACUUUAAAAAAAAAUUAAAGUGUAAUGUUAACGUCAUUACACAAAAUACAGAUUUGGACUAAAAACACUUUCUACAGAUUAUCAAUACUAGUAUUACAGGACUGUUACUGUUUUAACAUUGGAUUUUGUCGCCUGUGAUGUAAAUAGUUCUGUAAUAAUUUGUUACUUUUACACAAGUGUCUGCAGUACUUCAAUAUUUCUGGUUUUAUAGUCUGAUGUUUCAAUGAAACCCAUCAUCAGAUAACAUGCCAGUGUUGCUAGACUGACACAGUGUGUAAGUAUAGUAUUAAACAAUAAUGCAUUGUAUAAAUUAUACAGUGAGACUGGUUUCUUCCCCUGUACUUUGGUAGUGGAGAAAAAUUGAACACUUUUCCACAGCUUUUAUUUUGAUGAUGUGUUUGUCAUUCUGGUAGUGAAGAUCAGUGAAAUGUUUCAGAAUUUCUGAAGUCACUACAUUCUAACACUUUCAUUGGUGAAACUUAGAAAAUUAACUGUAAUUUAGCAUUGAUCUGAUGCUAAGUAAUUUGAUUUUACAAUUUGUCUUAACACUAGCAGGUAGUGCUAUGUAGAAGAGUAUUUUGAUGAAUGUAGCCGGCCGGAGUGGCCACGCGGUUCUGGACGCUACAGUCUGGAACCGAGCGACCGCUAUGGUCGCAGGUUCGAAUCCUGCCUCGGGCAUGGAUGUCUGUGGUGUCCUUAGGUUAGUUAGGUUUAAUUAGUUCUAAGUUCUAGGCGACUGAUGACCUCAGAAGUUAAGUCGCAUAGUGCUCAGAGCCAUUUGAACCAUUUUUCGAUGAAUGUAUUGGCUGUACUUCGUCCAAGUUUUAUAUAUUAAGAGUUGCUUUGUGCAGCUGUGAGAUGUUAAAAUAUUUCCAUUGAUUGUGUUGCAAUAAUGGAAAUUACUGGAUGGAGCAAUAUGUAAAAUAAGGGAAAGGCAACCCCUCACCUACAGUGGAUCGAUGCAUGAAGCACAGUUACACGUAACAGAAAACAGCCUUCACACUAGCUCUUUUGUGAGCAAUAAUUCACUUAUUCACACACAGAGACCCAACCAGACACUCAUGUGGCCACAGCAAAUCUUGCCAUCUUUGGGUAUCUUUGCAGGAAAAUGAGCUAGUGCUCUAAAGCUAGUGUGAAUGCUAUUCUCUGUUAUGUUUUACUGUGCUCCAAGCAUCAGCCUGCUGCAUGUGACUGGUUGUCUUUCUCUCAUUUUAGACAAUGUUUAUGCUGGUUAUUUGAAAUCCAAAGUGUUUCAUUUCUCCACAUAGCACCAUUAGAACAACAGUAAAUUGGAAUUGAAAGCCUGUGGUCGCAUAUAUUAGAGAAUAGUUGAACACUGACAGAGGUUGACUGAUUGUUCAGUCAGAUCUGUUUUUUUAUAAAGUGAUAAGUCAGCUGUUGAACUACAACAGUCAGCUAUAUGCAUUAUUAGUACUUAAAACUGCAUUUUUUAUAUGCAGGAAAUGGAAUUUCUCCUUGCUUUUAUGUCUGCAUUUCUGUUGCAGCUGUAUCAGCAUACAAUAUAUUUUAUACUGUGAUAUUUUUCAAAGAGAACACUUGUUGUAAUCAUGUAACAAAAUAAAUAUUUUUCAGAAAUUA
Messenger RNA from Schistocerca gregaria, 4512 nucleotides. Its product is annotated as transmembrane protein 184C. Gene Ontology annotation, biological process: transport. The record is from RefSeq and is a predicted model, not a curated record. Bases 130 to 1482 code for a protein of 450 amino acids. The transcript is spliced from 8 exons. Gene Ontology annotation, molecular function: transporter activity. Lineage: Eukaryota; Metazoa; Arthropoda; Insecta; Orthoptera; Acrididae.